CCACACGGAAGUUCCCGGGGGUCGUACAUCCCUCGCACUUCCGUCUUUCUCCUGUGAUCUGUCCGGGCGGUGGGGCCGCAGGGGACUCGGGCCGGGAACGGACAUGGACUCAGUAGCCUUUGAAGAUGUUAAUGUGGAGUUCACAAUGGAGGAGUGGGCUUUCCUGGAUCCCACCCAGAAGAAACUCUACACAGAUGUGAUGCUGGAAACCUUCUGGAACCUGGCAUCAGUAGCAUGUAUUUUAGAAAAAAAAUGUGAAGGCUUUGACAGUGAAGAUCAGUAUGAAAAUCACGGGAUGAAUCUUAGCAGUCAUAUAGCAGCGAGACUCUCUACAAAGAAGGAUGAUGGUCAAUGCAGAGAAAACUUCAGCCAGAUUCCAAAUCAUAAUGAAAAGAAAACUGCUACUGAAAUAAAACAACCUAAUUCCAGGUUGUGUAGGCAAAUCUUCAUGCGCUAUUUGUCCUUGAAUAAUCACCUGAGCUCUCACAUUGGACCCAACCUAUACCUGUGUCAGGAAUAUGAAGAAAACCCUUAUAAAUGUAAGAAACCUGGGAAAGCUUUUAAGCAUCAUCAACGUAUUCAAAGACAUGAAGGUAGCCCCAGUGGGAAAGCUUUCCACUAUUCAACCUCCCUUGGAAAUCAUGAAAGAACACAUGUUGCUGGAAAACCAUAUGAGUGUGAGCAAUGUGGAAAAAGCUUUAAUCGUCUCAUUUACUUUAAACUUCACAAAAAUGCUCAUAGCGGAGAGAAACCAUAUCAAAGUAAACAAUGUGGCAAAGCUUUCAGGUCUCCCAAGUACUCUGGAAAAAAUGAAAGAACACACACUGCAGAAAAUCCCUAUCAAUGUCAGAAAUCUGGAAAAGUUUUCAGUUCCACUUCUUUUAGAAAUCAUGAAAGAGCACAUAUUGGUGAGAAACAUUAUGAAUGUGAGAAUACCUUGAAUUGGCUCAGCUCUCUUGGAAAACAUAAAAGAAGUCAUGCUGGAAAGAGGCCUCAUGAAUGUAAGGAAUGUGGCAAAACAUUCCGUCGUCGCUAUGCCCUUGUAAUUCAUCAAAGAAUGCAUACUGGAGAAAAACUCUAUGAAUGUAAGCUUUGUGGUAAAGUUUUCUCUUAUUCAACUUCCCUCCAAAAUCAUAAAAGAACUCAUACUGGGGAAAAACCCUAUGGUUGUAAGCAAUGUGGAAAAGCCUUCAGUUGUCCAAAGUCUUAUCGAGAGCAUCAACGGACACAAUGUGGAGAAAAGCCUUAUAAAUGUAAGCAGUGUGGGAAAGCUUUCAUAUUUUCCUCUUCUCUUCGAAAUCAUGAAAGAAUGCACACUGAGGAGAAACCCUAUAAAUGUAAGCAGUGUGGGAAAAUCUUCAGUCUGUACAGUUCUCUUGGAUACCAUAAAAGAAUUCAUGAUGGAAAGAAGCCUCAUGAAUGCAAGGAAUGUGGUAAAACAUUCCAUCAUCCCUGUUCCCUUAGAAAUCAUGAAAGAACUCAUACUGGCGAACAACCCUAUAAAUGUAAACCUUGUGGCAAAGCUUUCUAUUUUCUGUCUGCCCUCCAACGUCAUGAAAGAACUCAUACUCGGGUAAAUCGCUAUGAAUGUAAGCAUUGUGGUAAAGGAUUCUAUUAUCGGUCUUCUCUCCAAGAUCAUGAAAGAACUCAUACUGGGGAUAAGCCCUAUAAAUGUAAGGUUUGUGGUAAAGGUUUCUCUUAUUCAACUUCUCUUCAGUAUCAUGAAAGAAUGCACACUGGGGAAAAACCCUAUCAAUGUAAGGAAUGUGGGAAAGCCUUCAUUUCUCCCAGCUCUCUUGGAAAACAUAAAAGAAGUCAUGUCGGAAAGAAGCCUCAUGAAUGUAAGGAAUGUGGUAAAACAUUCUAUGACCGAUAUUUCCUCCGAUUUCAUGAAAGUAUUCAUACUGGGGAAAAACGUUAUGAAUGUAAGCAUUGUGGUAAAGCUUUCUCUUAUCCAUCUUCCCUCCGAAGUCAUAAAAGGACUCAUGAUAAGGAAAAACUCUAUGAAUGUAAACAAUGUGGGAAAGCUUUCUUUGUUCUAAAUGCCCUCCAACAUCAUGAAAGAAUUCAUACUGGAGAAAAACCCAAUAAAUGUAAGCAUUGUGGCAAAAGUUUCUGUCAUUUAACUUCCCUCCAACAUCAUGAAAGAACUCAUUCUGGGGAAAAACCAUAUAAAUGUCAACAAUGUGGUAAGACUUUUAUUUUUUCCAAAGCUCUUAGAAAUCAUGAAAAAAUACAUAAUGUGGAUAAAUCCUAUGAAUGUAAGCAAUGUGGGAAAGCUUUCAGAUGUUCCAAAUAUCUUAGAAAUCAUAAAAAAAUGCAUACUAUGGAGAAACCCUAUGAAUGUAAGCAAUGUGGGAAAGCUUUCAAAUAUUACAGAUAUCUUCGAAACCAUGAAAGAACACAUACUGGGGAGAAAUCCUAUGAAUGUAAGCAGUGUGGGAAAUUUUUCAGUCAUCCAAGUUCUCUUGUAACACAUGAGAGAAAUCAUGAUGGAAAGAAGCCUCAUGAAUGUAAGGAAUGUGGUAAAACUUUUCUUUAUCCCUCUUUCCUUAGAAUUCAUGAAAGAAUGCAUACUGGGGAAAGACCCUAUAAAUGUAACCAUUGUGGUAAAGCUUUCUCUUAUCCAACUUCCCUCCAAUGUCAUGAAAGAACUCAUAAUAAGGAAAAACCCCAUGAAUGUGAGCAAUGUGGAAAACAUUUAUUCACCCCAGUUUCCUUGUGGAGAGAAAUCAUAAUGAAUGAAAGAACUCACACUGAAAAUAAGCCCUAUCCUGUGAAUAUUGUAGAAAACCCUUUGACUAUCUAAGCCUGUUACAAAUGAAGUCAUAUACUUCCCAAAACUCAUAGCAUUAAAAAAAAGUUCUAUAAACUUGACAUAUUAUCAAUACUCAUUCUUUGUUAAAUUUUUAAAUUACUUUUUUUGAUGUGAGGAAGGGAGAGACAGAGAAGAGAGAGAAAUAUCGGUGUGAGAGAGAAACUUCUUCACAUGUGCCUGACGAGGGAUCAACCCAGCUAACGUGACCUGACAGGUUUUGAAUGAAAAGGCCCUACACCUAUAUGUAUUUUUAAAAUUUUUAAAUUACAUUUGAAAUUCACUGUUAUUUUAGAUAAGUAUUUUCCAUAUAUUUGUGCUUACAGUUCACUAUAGACUCCCAUGUGAAUUAUUUUCAUGGUUGGUUUUUGUGUUGCUUUUGGCUGGGAAUUGUGCCAUGGAGUUCACAUUAAGAAGAAAAUAUUUUAGUUUGUUUUUCUCACUCUUUACCCUACCAGCCAAGAAUAUCCCCAAAACUGCCAGCUACUGCAUUACUUCCUGUGAUGUUGGGUGUAAGCUUUACAGUUGUUCAGAAUUCAACAUUAAAGAUCCAGCGUAGGUUGGCUUUUCCUGUAAGCCCAUAGGUGUCCACCAGGCAACAAAUGUAGACUGUCAUGGUUGAGUCUGUUUUCAGAAGCGUACACACUGCUCUCUAGAUUACAUUUGCAUGAAGUCUAAUUUGACUAGUAAUCAUCUUGUCCUGUUGGAUCUACUACUGAUGUGAUUCAGAUCCCACUGUGACAGCUGCAAUGGUGCAGUGCCAAGGAGCCCCGUGACAGUUUGUUCUUGUGCUGCCCUCUGCAGUGAGGGCUCUGAGCCAGUCCUUCCAUGUGAGAAUCGGCACUUUCCUCAUUUCAGGCAGACGCUGGAUGUGUGCUGUCACUCAGAGCUGAGCCUAAUCUCUCAAUGUUGUCAGGUAUCUUAAGUUGUAUGGGAUUAAAAUUAUGUGCAUUUUUCUCUAUAAUCAAUGUUUCUGUACUU
This is a messenger RNA of Pipistrellus kuhlii (Kuhl's pipistrelle), 3796 nucleotides long. RefSeq names its product zinc finger protein 709-like. Lineage: Eukaryota; Metazoa; Chordata; Mammalia; Chiroptera; Vespertilionidae. The coding region runs from base 104 to 2809 and encodes 901 amino acids. The record is from RefSeq and is a predicted model, not a curated record. Gene Ontology annotation, cellular component: nucleus. The transcript is spliced from 6 exons. Gene Ontology annotation, biological process: regulation of transcription by RNA polymerase II. Gene Ontology annotation, molecular function: DNA-binding transcription factor activity, RNA polymerase II-specific; RNA polymerase II cis-regulatory region sequence-specific DNA binding.